UAUUGACUGAAAGUUUUAAAACAUGGAAACCGUUUUACGUUCGGAAAGGUUGGAUUUGGACCCUCAAGACCCUGAAGCAGCUCUUGCCUUUGAACACUGGCUUGCAUGCUUCCAAUCAUACUUGGCGGAGCUUCGUGCGACUGACCCUGCCGUUAUGUACAGAAUUCUCUUCUCGAGGGUCACCCCAAAAGUUUAUUCCAUUAUCCAGGACCUGCCGACCUACGAAGGGGCACUGGACGCCCUCAAAAGACAGUACCUGUGGCCGGUGAACACCGUCUACGCAAGACAUCGUUUAGCUACCCGGCAACAGCGGCCUGGAGAAUCGAGCACCGGGUUUCUCCGAGCACUACAGACACUCGUCCGAGCUUGUGACUGCAAGACGCUCACGGCAGAACAACAUGCGGAGCUGCUGGUGCGAGGUGCCUUUGUGAUGGGACUGAGGUCAGUGUACGUGCGCCAGCGACUGAUGGAACACUCCGACCUUACGCUCUGCGAUCGAGACGGCCAACGCUCUGGAAGCUGCGCUGCACUACGCCGAUGCUGUCCAGUCGCGCGAUUCCCCGCCGGUUCCGUGGACGCCUCAGACCCCACCGCCGGCUCCCGGGAGCGAAAUCGCCACUGCCAGUCGCGAUUCCACGAGCUCCCUGAACCCGACCACAGCGGCAGCCCGUCAGAAGCCCGUGCUUUGUUAUUUCUGUGGACUCAAAAGGCACCCUCGAAAACGCUGCCCAGCGCGAGAAGCGACCUGCUCCAGCUGCGGAAAGCGGGGCCAUGUUGCCAAGGCCCCUGUAUAAAGGCGAUCGAGGUCUGAUCCUCUGUCUCAUUCUCCAGGAUGUAAUAUGAUGGUCACUCACUGCUGGUUCCUUCUUCAGUCAAUAAAAGCCGAUAUCUCGCCUUACG
Hypanus sabinus (Atlantic stingray) is the source of this 900-nucleotide messenger RNA. RefSeq lists its product as uncharacterized. Lineage: Eukaryota; Metazoa; Chordata; Chondrichthyes; Myliobatiformes; Dasyatidae. The transcript has 2 exons. The record is from RefSeq and is a predicted model, not a curated record. Bases 23 to 811 code for a protein of 262 amino acids.